AUGGAAGCCAACUACAAGAGAAUCUGUGAGAUCCUCGAGGAAGCUCAGGGCGUGCUCAAUCAGUUGCAGCUGAAUGACGAGGAUUACGAGAAGUGGGCCAACCUCAAAGGUCCUCUCAACGGCCUCGACAAGCCCAGAGCGGCACCCGGGAGUCCUGGUGGUCGGGCAGACUCACCAGACAUGGUGGAGUCUGUGAAGAUCGGCCCCAAACCUGAGCGCAGAAGAGCAGCAGCCGCUGCUAUGGACCACAUGGCCCCUUCUCAGUCAGACGACAUCCCGGAUGGUCUCCCUCCGAGGCUCCGAUCUCAGUCACGAUCUGCGCAACCAGUCAAGUCUCAGCCCUCAACUUCAGUCGAGGAGUUCGGAUCAGAAGAUAUGUCUGAGCCAGGCACAUACUCAACAUUUCCUCAUGCAUUCGAAAGUUUUUCGUCGUAUUGGCUUCCCAAGAUUGACGGCAACACUGAAGAGGUCCAUGGCAUCGCUCGUUCUUCCUCCGCUAUGCAACGUCGGAUUCAGGAUGUUCUGGUCGCUGCAAUGGAAGAGGUGGCUUGGCUCGGGACCAGUGACAAGCUUUGGUACGAGAUCGAGAGGCGCUUCAGGGAUCUGUGGGGCGCUGCUGUUGCAUACUCUGCUCGUCUGCCCGAGAAGAGGACCUCAAGCCAGCGCUCCCCAGACUCCGAGGCGCACAUGGUCCACAUACGCCGAUGUGCUCGUAGCUCUCGAGCGGUUGCCGACAGCGAGCUGUAUGAGGCCGGAGCUUUCAGCGACGAAUCCCUGGAUAUCGUAGACUCCAACAACGACGACUACAUGAUCUCAAAGAACGAGCAGUCAACAGCCUUCACAACAUCGUCCGAUUCGGACAUGCCGUCUAAUCACUCUUCGUCAUCUGUGCAAUCCGAUAAUGAUGCAAGCAACUCAGACACGCUGCCGUCUUGCGAACAAUCCAAGGCCAACCUUGAAGGAGAGUCCGUGAAGGUUCUUGCAUGA
Aureobasidium namibiae CBS 147.97 is the source of this 987-nucleotide messenger RNA. RefSeq lists its product as uncharacterized. NCBI's taxonomy places the organism in Eukaryota, Fungi, Ascomycota, Dothideomycetes, Dothideales, Saccotheciaceae. Bases 1 to 987 code for a protein of 328 amino acids. The record is from RefSeq and is a predicted model, not a curated record. The transcript is spliced from 5 exons.